UUUAAGAUACAACUUUGAUUUUUUUUUAAAUUUUCUUUACAUAUCUAUUCUUAUCUCUGUUUGAUUGUGAGAAACUGAGAGUAAACAAAAUUUGGAAUAAAGAUGGUGGUGAAAAUUUAUGGUCCGGUAACAGGAGCUUGUCCACAAAGAGUCAUGGCUUGUCUUUUCGAAAAAGAAAUUGACUUUGAGGUCGAAACCAUCCGCCUUGAACUCGGAGAACACAAAAGGCCAGAGUUCCUUGUGAAACAGCCAUUUGGUCAAGUGCCUGUAGUAGAGGAUGGGGACUUCAGACUUUUUGAAUCAAGGGCGAUCAUAAGGUAUUACGCAGCUAAAUAUGCUGAUCAAGGAACAAACUUGUUGGGCAAAACACUAGAGGAACGAGCUUUGGUAGAUCAAUGGCUUGAAGUUGAAGCACACAAUUUCAAUGAACUGAUAUAUACUAUUGUAUUUCAAGUGGUGAUACUUCCUCGAAUGGGUCAAACUACUGACUCAGAGUUGGUAGGUGUUAGUCAAGAGAAACUCGGAAAAGUUCUUGAUAUAUACGAAGAACAAUUGUCCAAGAACAGUUAUCUAGCUGGAGAUUCGUUCAGUCUCGCCGAUCUGGGCCACCUCCCAGGGAUUCGGUAUUUGAUGAAUGAGGCAGGGAAAGGUUAUCUUGUCAAGGACAGGAAGAAUGUGAAUGCCUGGUGGGGAAAUAUUUCAAACAGGCCUGCUUGGAAGAAAGUUCUGAAACUCAUGGAGAAAAAUUAGUUGAAGCAAGGUUUAUGUACUAUGAAAGGUUUUCCGUAUAAUAUGGAAAACUGAUUGAUAUUGUUGUGAUGAUUUCUGUCUAGAAAGUCUUUUUUGCUGCUGCAAUAUUCUACAAUAAAAACUUGGCUUUUUAUGGUGUGCCAUAUU
Papaver somniferum (opium poppy) is the source of this 897-nucleotide messenger RNA. RefSeq names its product glutathione S-transferase F12-like. Gene Ontology annotation, cellular component: cytoplasm. The record is from RefSeq and is a predicted model, not a curated record. The transcript is spliced from 3 exons. The coding region runs from base 103 to 750 and encodes 215 amino acids. Gene Ontology annotation, molecular function: glutathione binding; glutathione transferase activity. NCBI's taxonomy places the organism in Eukaryota, Viridiplantae, Streptophyta, Magnoliopsida, Ranunculales, Papaveraceae.